Cyclocybe aegerita is the source of this 1596-nucleotide messenger RNA. Lineage: Eukaryota; Fungi; Basidiomycota; Agaricomycetes; Agaricales; Hemipholiotaceae. The record is from the annotation of a GenBank genome assembly.
AUGAAGAAGACGACGAGGCCAAGCGGUUGGGGCGCCGUGGGCGUUCUCCAGACCAUCAGUCCAGGGGAUUAUCAUGUCACUGUGGUCGCUACAGAUACCUAUACCACAUUCACGCCUCUCCUUCCUUCCGCCGCAGUGGGAACUGUUUCUGUUCGUUCACUUGUGGAGCCAGUCCGGAAACUAAUAGCUCGUCUUCACGGUCACUUCGUUCAAGGAAAAGCGAUAGAUAUUGUAAUGUCAGAACGGCUUUUGGAGGUAGAAACUACGUCUCCGGAUGGUACAAAGACUAAUCUAUAUAUUCCCUAUGACAAAAUCGUCAUUGCUGUUGGCUCUUCAUCAAGUACGCAUGGCGUUCCUGGACUAGAAAAUUGCUUCCAGCUCAAGACAAUUGGUGACGCCCAGGCCAUGAGACGACGUAUUAUGGACAACUUCGAGGCCGCGAGCCUACCGACCACAACUCCUGAGGAGCGUAAACGUCUGCUUAGUUUCGUCGUCUGCGGAGGUGGACCCACGGGUGUAGAGACGGCUGCUGAAAUCUACGACUUCUGUCAGGAGGAUAUUGCAAAAUAUUUCCCAAAAAUUUGCAGAGAAGAAGUGUCUAUUCAUGUUGUUCAGUCCAGAGAACACAUCUUAAAUACGUAUUCGGAAGCUAUUUCGAAGUUUGCAGAGGAUAAAUUCAAACGAGACCAGGUCGACCUGAUUACGUUGGCUCGUGUCGCGGCCGUCACACCUACCCAUGUACUUUAUACCGUCAAGAACGCGGAAGGCAAGACCGAACAGCAUUCUAUUCCGACAAACUUCGUUCUUUGGUCAACCGGCAUCGCUAUGAACCCAUUCACUGCUCGCGUCUCAAGCCUCCUUCCCAACCAGGUGCACAAGAAAGCCAUAGAAGUGGACGCGCAUCUAAGGGUUAAAGGGGCACCGCUAGGCGAGGUUUACGCAGUUGGAGAUUGCUCGACGAUCGAGACAUCACUUCUGAGCCAUUUCCUCCAGCUGGUUGAAGAGUCAGACAAGGAUAAGAACGGCAAGAUCGACUUUGGAGAAUGGGAGGACAUGGUCGCCAGGAUCAAGAAACGCGUGCCCAUGGCAGAAGAUCACCUCUUCAAAGUGAGAGAACUCUUCCAGCUGUACGACUCCGACGCCGACGACAGCUUAUCACUCAACGAGCUUCUCAAACUGUUGGAAGAAAUCGGCAACCGCAUCACCUCCUUCCCUGCUACGGCCCAAGUUUCUGCACAACAAGGAAAGUACCUGGGCAAGAAGCUCCAUAAGCUUGCCAAAGCCAGUCAAUCCAGGGAACGAGAUCCCGAAGCUGCCGCUACUGGCACGGACAAACGAGCAGCAACGAAUAUGCGUGCCCUUGCUGACGAAGCGGUCUCUGGCCCUUUCAGAUAUCUCCAUCUCGGCAGUUUGGCGUAUAUUGGGAACGCUGCAGUGUUUGAUUUUGGGAAAUAUUCGUUCAUGGGUGGGCUGAUCGCGAUGUACGCUUGGAGAAGCGUGUAUUGGAAUGAGCAAGUCUCCGCGAGAACCAGAGCGUUGUUGAUGAUAGAUUGGAUCGUCCGAGGAAUCUGGGGACGCGACUUAUCACGGAUUUAG